AUGGCGUCCGGCUUCAAGAAGUCCAACCUGUCCUCCGCCAGCAACAAGAGAAGAGGGGGUGCUAAGCCUGAGCUCACGGAGGAGCAGAAGCAGGAAGUCCGGGAAGCGUUUGACCUCUUCGACUCGGACGGGAGCGGCACCAUCGACGUGAAGGAGCUGAAGGUGGCCAUGAGGGCGCUGGGCUUCGAACCCAGGAAGGAGGAGAUCAAGAAGAUGAUCUCGGACGUGGACAAGGAAGCGACGGGGAAGAUCAGCUUCAACGACUUCCUGGCCGUGAUGACUCAGAAGAUGGCCGAGAAGGACACCAAGGAAGAGAUCCUGAAGGCUUUCCGGCUGUUCGACGACGACGCCACGGGCAAGAUCUCGUUCCGGAACCUCAAGCGCGUGGCGCAGGAGCUGGGCGAGAACCUCACGGACGAGGAGCUGCAGGAGAUGAUCGACGAGGCCGACCGCGACGGGGACGGCGAAGUGAGCGAGGAGGAAUUCCUCAAGAUCAUGAAAAAGACCAACCUCUACUGA
This is a messenger RNA of Jaculus jaculus (lesser Egyptian jerboa), 519 nucleotides long. RefSeq names its product centrin 1 (gene Cetn1). Gene Ontology annotation, biological process: mitotic cell cycle; centriole replication; nucleotide-excision repair. Gene Ontology annotation, cellular component: centrosome; centriole. The record is from RefSeq and is a predicted model, not a curated record. Bases 1 to 519 code for a protein of 172 amino acids. Gene Ontology annotation, molecular function: calcium ion binding. The transcript has a single exon. Lineage: Eukaryota; Metazoa; Chordata; Mammalia; Rodentia; Dipodidae.